AUAAACAAACUAAAUUCGGGGCGAGUUGGUAAGGAACUGGGCUCCACUUUUGGUCCAAGCCGCGGAAUCAAUUGCUCAGCUCUCUCCCUGGGCUUUUCGUUUUCCCCUCCAAAAGUUUCCCUCCUUUUUAAAUCGAUUGAAUUUCUCCGUUGAAGUUGAUCGCAAUUGAUUUUAUUUGGUUUCCUUCAAAAAUCUCACAAUCUUUCUCUCUGGUAUUCGUGUGGAAUUUGGGAUUCUAAGGAUUAGGAUUCGAAGAUGGAGGAGUACUUGCAGUACAUGAAGACUCUACGCUCUCAAAUGAACGAUGUGGAAGAUCAGGCAGCCAAGGUAUCAGUGGAAGAGCACACACAGAUCGCCACUAUUCAAACCAUGGAGACUGAUCUCAACUCUGCAAAAUCGGAGACAAGGAAACUUAAAGAAGAUACUGAGAAGAUGAGACAGGCAAAAGGACGAAUUUGCUUGCAGAUAAUGGAAAAACAGAGGAAGAUAGCUUCUCUGGAGUUUGAUUUAUCUACCCUUUACCAGACUGUGGAGCUUAUUCAACAGGAAAGAGUCAGUUUAUCUGCCAAGCUCAUAGACAAGAGUGCAUACUAUAUCAAGGUUGCAGAUGAUAUUAAUUCUAAACUACUGCAACAACAGGACUGGGUCAAUUGUCACAUAAUUAGCACUGAAAUGGGAGAAGAUGCAUUGGUCAAGGAUAAUUUUGAUGAGGAAGCAGCUAAAAUUGGAGGGAAGUCUGCCAUUGGUGACUGCCUUAAGAUGGACAAUCUGGGGAAUAAUGCAAGGAAGAAGAACCUAAUGGCCAAGGUGGACUUUGCCAAGGCUAAGCUUGAUGAAGUUGCAGAGAGGAAAUUUGAAGUUGCCAAAGAGAAUAGCAAGGUGAAGCAUUCUAUGGAGCAAUUGAGGUGCAGGGCAAAAGAGUUCAAGCCAGAGCUACUGGCGAUGGACGUUAAGACCCUUGAGGAGGAAUAUAAAGCUCUUUUAUCGGAUAAAGCUGGAGAACUUGAGUAUUUGCAAUCUUUGCAAGGCCAGGUUGAGAAACUCAAGGGUUUUUCUCAUGUGAUUAAAUGUGGAUGUGGAGUGGAAUACAAGGCAGCAAUGGAUUUUUGUGCAUGACAUCAGUGAUGUGAACCUUGGAAGUUGGAUUAUAGGCUGAGAAUAUCAGUUGUAGACUAGAAUCAUGGCUGUCUGUGCAGGUAAUUUUGCAACAUGACAAGAAUAUUAUUUCUUAAAAGUAAUAGUUCAGUUUGGAUAUGUGCCAAUUUGACUAUAAUUAGUGGUAAUAGUGAGAGGGGAAAAUCUAAGUAUCUUUGUCAUAGCAACUUUAUACAUAGCUUGUUAAUAGAAGAAUACUACGUUAUAAUUGCCUUAUUUUUUUGCUA
Messenger RNA from Hevea brasiliensis (rubber tree), 1382 nucleotides. RefSeq lists its product as uncharacterized. Lineage: Eukaryota; Viridiplantae; Streptophyta; Magnoliopsida; Malpighiales; Euphorbiaceae. The record is from RefSeq and is a predicted model, not a curated record. Bases 256 to 1116 code for a protein of 286 amino acids. The transcript is spliced from 12 exons.